AUGCAGGUCAGCGUCUGUGGACACUGUUCUCGCGUUGUAGGUACACAGUCUGAGACAGUCUCCAUGGCGAGUCGUGCAUAUGUUACCUUGGUCCAGAACCAAAGAUCAAAGAUCAAAGAAGAGCAACCUGAGGGUACUGAGGUAGUGAAUAUGCUGGAGUGGCAAAGAGACUUUCACCAAACUAAGCAACCUUGCCACGGCAAGCUUAGCUUAGGUCGUCGCCCAACAUAUAUGGAUCAUGGAGCCACCUUGCGACAUUUUGCCAAGACGGUGGUGAAUCUUAGUAGUGGUUUACUCUUAGCUAGGCUUCCGAUUCCGAAAAGUAGGAGUGUCGGAUGUGUCGAACUCCUUCUCAGCUUGGAAGACCUUGCUCGACGUCCAGAAUCACCUCCACGCCACUAUGAGGCGGUUGGGCGACGACCUGUGGUGAAAGCUAAGCUCGCCGUGGCAUGGCUGCUUAGUUUGGGGAAAAGUCUCUUUGCCACUCCAGCAUAUUCACUGCCUCAGUACCCUGCACACUGGGCCCUGCCGUCUCAGACGUCGGACGGUAUGGCGACCGGUGAGAGGCGAUCAAAUCUCAGGUUGCUCAGGACGUCAUUGAUUCUGGACCAAGGCGACACACGCACGACUCGCCAUGGAGACUGUCUCAGACUGUGUACUUACAACGCGAGAACAGUUUCCACAGACGCCGACCUGCAUGCCCUUCUCGGAGCUGCAGAGCGUAUCAAAUUUCACGUGAUUGCUCUGCAGGAGACCAAGUGCAGAAGGAGCGACGUACGACAGAUGAAUGACGGUACACUCGUCAUUCGUGGAGAGAAGGUUUCGUCGCGAAAUGUAGGCGGUGUUGGUUUCGUUGUGCACCCAUCUGUCGUCCAUCUCGUCGAUUCUCACGAGAUCCUGUCACCUCGUCUGGCCAUUCUUCGCCUCCGCCCUCUGCGCCAAAAAUCCAUCAGUAUCAUCAACUGCUAUUCACCAACAUCAGCAGCUGAUGAUUCCGAAUUGGACGCGUUUUACGAGGAGCUAGAGGAAGUAGUCCACAACGAGAAGUCCUUUUACAAAUUCGUUGUCGGAGACUUCAACGCAAAACUAGGAAAGGCCACAGAAGAGGAAUACAGGAUUGGAACAUUUGGACUAGGGGACCGGAAUGAAAAUGGCAAUCGUCUCGCCGGGCUGUUGUCCGCCGCUCGCCUCUUUCAUGGGAACUCUCUUUUCAUGAAAAAAGAUCAUCGUCGGUGGACAUGGGAAUCGCCCAAUGGCGCGACUCGUGCGGAGAUCGACCACAUACUCACCAACCGGAGGUGGUGUCUACUUGACGUCUCAGUAGUACCAUCCUUUUGUAGUGGUUCUGAUCACCAUCUCCUUCGUGCGAAAAUACGUCUUAGCCACACGAUGGAAAAGAACAUCUGCUAUCGGCAACGAAGGAGAAAAGAAGUCGUCUACGACGAUUGCGUACUCGAGGACUCCCUGUCCCAAGGUGACUGGCACAUCGAGGAGGACCCAAACGUGGACUACGAGAUGCUGCUCAGAGGAUUACGAGCCUGUGCUGAACGUGCCUCGAAGUCGCGCACGACAAACUUGGAUCGAAUUUCGAAGACCACCAAGGAAUUGUUAGGAAGAAGAAGGGCUUUGAGGCUUGAUCCGAAUGCAUCGCACAUUGAGCGGUUAGUAGCAAACACUAGCUGCAGAAAAGCGUUGCAGGAGGAUCUUUUGAAGUACAGGCAGAAGAAGAUUCUAGAAGCAGCACAAAGAAGAACGAGUCUAAAGAAGUGCCGCAGGGACCUCCGCGAAUAUAAUAUUCCGCUAGCAACCUUGCUGAGCGAAGACGGGACUCGCACGUCUUCUCGUCGUGAGAUGGAAAUCAUUACGGAGAGGUUCUACUCGAACCUUUUCCGUUCAUCAACUCCUGUGUCAAGCCCGAUCAUCCCCACUGGCGAAGCUUUACCACGGAUUCUCCCUUCGGAAGUAUGA
Molecule: messenger RNA, 1968 nt
Organism: Necator americanus (New World hookworm)
Lineage: Eukaryota; Metazoa; Nematoda; Chromadorea; Rhabditida; Ancylostomatidae
Exons: 3
Coding region: 1-1968 (655 amino acids)
Biological process (GO): chromatin remodeling
Cellular component (GO): nucleus
Molecular function (GO): catalytic activity
Source: RefSeq, a predicted model, not a curated record